This is a messenger RNA of Coffea arabica (coffee), 843 nucleotides long. The record is from RefSeq and is a predicted model, not a curated record. NCBI's taxonomy places the organism in Eukaryota, Viridiplantae, Streptophyta, Magnoliopsida, Gentianales, Rubiaceae.
AUGGAGAAAAGUGUUGCAAUUGAGAACUGUCAUUUAUCCUUUUCUGCAAGUGAGAUUGGAAAUGGUCAGAAUACCUUUUUUUGGUAUGAUAUUUGGCACCCGUUGGAGCGUUUGCAUCUCAAAUUUUCUGAACAUUUGCUGAAGAAUUUAAGGUUAACCAAGGAUUCAAAGGUGGCGGAAUUCAUUGAUUGGGAUAGAUGGAAGCGGCCCUCUGGGAGAAGAUGUUCACAGGAGAUCAAGGAACAGUGUCAAUCAACUCCUGUCUCCUUGUUACAAAAUUUACAUAGGGAUGAUCAUUUUAUUGAAUCUGGAAACAGGAUGCAGUGGUAUACAUUAGUGUGGGGGAAGGGUUAUAUCCCAGGAUAUGCAUUUAUUUUGUGGCUAGCGGUCAGACAUCGAUUAAACACUAAGGCAAGGCUGAGAAACUGGGGAAUUGCUGUAUCUUCUACUUGUGUUUUCUGUGAUGUAGAUGAUGAAACACUAGAACAUUUGGCUUUUGAAUGUGACUUCAGCCGUAGUUUUUGGGGCAAGAUUCAAAAGCUGUGCUUAUUGUAUAGGGGAAAUUCGGUAUGGCAAGAAGUAUAUUGGUGGAGCAAGCAUAAUACAUCUAAUUCUUUUUGUCACAAGUUAAGGAGGUUAGCUCUAUCAGCGACCCAGCAUCAUCUUUGGCAGGCAAGGAAUCAAAUGGUGUUUCAGCAGGUUAGACUAUCUAGUGUGCAGGCUGUGACUAGGACUGUGAAUGCUAUUCGAUUGAUAGUUGUUUCUUGGUCUAAGAUACCAAGGAUCAAGGAGAACUGGGAUGUAGUUCUUGAGUGGGGUUUUGACCAAAGCUGUCGUAGUUAG